Spirodela intermedia is the source of this 2071-nucleotide messenger RNA. The record is from the annotation of a GenBank genome assembly. NCBI's taxonomy places the organism in Eukaryota, Viridiplantae, Streptophyta, Magnoliopsida, Alismatales, Araceae.
AUGGAGAGGGGCCUGAUCUCGGUCGACCGGUGGAACGAGGACAGCCAAGCCUACUUCCUCACGCACCUUCACGCCGACCACACCAGGGGACUCUCCUCAGAUUGGGCAAGAGGCCCCGUCUUCUGCUCCCCCGUCACUGCCGCGCUCCUCCCUUCCAAGUUUCCCGGCUUCGAUCUCUCCCUUCUGAGGGUUCUCGAGGUCGGGAAUCCACGAUCGUUGGCGCUCACGUCGCGAGCCACGGGAUCGGAGGUGUCCGUCCGCGUCACCGCCAUAGACUCCUGCCACUGCCCCGGUAUGUUUUAACCGGAUCGAUUUCUUUUCCGCCCUUCGCGAAAACGUUUCAAUUCGAGAAUCCUAAACUAUAUUCUUGAUCUACUCUGAGCUCGUCGGUUUUUUUCUGAUUUCUCUCGAGAGAUGAACCUUUACAUGAUUCAGUGGAUGGGAGGAGAAGAUGAGCAAAACCUUCCUUACUUCUUCUCAAAUGUGAAAUCUCGACUAAUGCCUAAGCAAUUGCCUGGAGAUUGAGAUCGAAUAGUUGCAGGAUGAGAUUGCUCAGAGGAGCGGCAACACCAUCUGUCUGUGGUCGUGCUCACGUGCUUGUUCGUGCACAGGAUCCGUGAUGUACCUGUUCCAAGGGGAUCUUGGAUGCGUUCUGUACAGUGGAGACUUCCGCUGGGAAAUGACAGAUGAGAGGGCCUGGCUCGGGAAGAAGGCCUUGUUGAGCGUUCUUGGAGAGGACACAGUGGACGUCCUCUACCUGGACAACACUUUCUGCAAUCCGACGUUCGACUUCCCUCCUCGUGAAGUUGCUGCUCGCCAGGUCGUCCCUCGCUAAACCCUCGAUGUGAUUCCUCAUCUGGAAUGCGCACCUCUCUUCCUCCAUUGAUUCAGAUGCGAUGCCAUAAGAGAUCGUGUUUCAUCUCCUAACAUCUCGUGCCUAACAGAAGCGUAGAAGAUUCCAUUAGAUGCAUGCUUAGACACUAUGUAUGAACGACUCUUCAUCAACCUCAUGGAUUUUGUGCUCAGGAAAUCCCUCCAUCCCUGCCUGAGAUCCUGAUUUUGGCCUAGAACGGUACCAUGGAUCAGAUUUAGCAUUUACCAAGCAUUCAGAAUCAGCAGUUGUCCCUACCAUGCAGAAGGAUUCGCAUUCAUUUUAUUUCUUCAUGGUAUUCAUAUUGAGAGAUCUUUCUUACUAAAGUCAACGCCCAGGCGACUUCACACCUUUUAUGCAAUCUUAUCUUCCCAGGUAGUCGAUAUCAUCAGUUGCCAUCCCAACCACGACAUUGUCAUCGGGAUCGACACGCUCGGGAAGGAGGAUCUCCUGGUUCAGAUCUCAGAGGUUACGAACACCAAGGUUUCCUCUUCACCUUGAACCCUGCUCCUAACCCCCCUUCCUUGUCGCACCCUCCUACUGAUUCACUGGUUCACCAUCAUGCGGAGGAAGAUAUGGGUAUGGCCGGAGCGACUGCAGACGAUGCACCUUCUCGGCUUGGACCGUAUCUUCACCACCAAGACCCAGCUCACCAGAGUCCGAGCCAUUCCCCGCUACAGCUUCACCGUGGACACCCUUACGGCACUGAACAGCGUCCACCCCACCAUCGGGAUCAUGCCUUCCGGCCUCCCCUGGUCGCCCAAGCCCGACGACGGCUCCUCUCUCGGCCUGCCCCCUGCCAAGAGCCUCAAGCCCAGAGAGGACCCCAUCGGCUGCGGCGGAAGACGGAGGAACCAUCCGGAAAGGUGCCACCCCUUCAUCUACUCCGUUCUCUACUCUGCCCAUUCCUGUUACCAAGAAAUCGGAGACUUCAUCAAACUAGUGCGGCCGUCGAAGGUGACCGGCACUGUGCCCUCCUCCUUCUGCUACGUCAACCCUUGGCACUUCUUCGGCCACCUCUGCACCUCCGAUCGCCCAUCCGACGGCGGCAGCCCUCCGGCGAAAACAAGGAGGAGCGAAGCCGCUCCUCCUCCAGCCAGUGAAGAGAGCAGGCGGGACCCUCUGAAGGGCGUCCGAAGGAGCAGGGCGAGCCUGCUGAGAAAAUACCACAGCGGCGCCAAGAUCUCAGAUUUAGCGUGA